GAUCAAGGCUGAUUAGAAGGGUUUAGCAUGACGUAAAGCAACUCGUUGCUUCAAUCACUUAAUGCCUCAGCUGCUCGCCCCUUUUUUUUUUAGGAAGGGGAACUGCCACUUUUUGGUCAAUUUUAUGCAAUAUUAUUUUCCAAUACUCUGGACCUCUGUGAGUUCUGGAUGGUCAGAAUGAUCAUGUGGAGGAAAAUUAUUGGCAUGGAUUCGUUGGAAGCACAAUUUUGGAAUGGAAUACAGAAGUAAGCUGGUGAAAAACAAUUUAUAUAAUUUAUUUUAAAAACAGGACAGAAUAAAAAAUCAAGGAACAAAACAUGGCUCUGAUGGUUUUAAAAUUUGACUUGGCCAAACGGAUCAAACUAGCUCAGGGACUAUGGCUCCUUUACUGGCUUGCAGUCAUUGGUGGGAUCCUCAUCUUCACCAUGGGCCUUUUCUUCAAGAUUGAACUUCGCAAAAGAAGUGAGAUGAUGGACAAUAAUGAAAGUCAUUUUGUACCCAACCUGCUCAUCCUGGUAGGACUGGCUGCAUGCGGGAUCAAUGCUUUUGGUGGCAAAGUCUGUCAUGACUCACUAGAUUCAGUCAAGUUUUCCAAGUGGAAGCCCAUGUUGAAGACUUACCUGUGUGGAUGCUUUAUCUUGUCCAUCAUCCUCUUCAUCAUGGCUCUGCUUUGCUUUCUAAUGCAGAUUUCUCUGCACUUUGCCCUGGCUGAAGGUCUUAAAAAUGGGAUGAAAUACUACAAAGACACAGACACACCGGGGCGAUGCUUCAUGAAGAGGACGCUGGACAUGACCCAGAUUGAGUUCCGUUGCUGUGGCAACAACAACUUUAGAGACUGGUUUGAGAUCCAGUGGGUUAGCAACCGCUACCUGGAUUUCAGCAACGAUGAGGUCAAAGACCGUAUCAUGAGCAACGUUGAAGGUAAAUAUCUUAUGGACAGCGUUCCAUUUAGCUGCUGCAACCCUGGUUCUCCACGGCCUUGCAUCCAGCACCAUCUGACCAAUAACUCAGCUCACUAUGACUACGACCAUCACACUGAAGAGCUGAACAUCUGGACCCGAGGCUGCCGUGAAGCUCUGGUCUCCUACUAUGCGGGGAUGAUGAACAGCAUCGGGGGUCUUGUGCUGCUAGUCAUGGUCUUGCAGGUGGCAGAUAUGGUUGGGCUGAAGUACCUGACAACCUCUUUGGAGACCGUCGAGAACCCCGAGAGUGAGAGUGAAGGCUGGCUGUUGGAAAAGAGUGUGAAAGAGACUGUGUCCAAUGUCCUGCAAAAGAUCAAAUCAGUCGGGAAAACAAAUCAGGUGGAGGGGGCUGAGGCUGCUUCCAGUGCCAGUGGCAGCUGAAGAUAUCCUUCUGGACAGAAAACACAUUCCUACAAACAUUGACAUACAUCACAUAAGCACUUGGAAAUAUAUUGUUUCUGUGGGCUGUACAAUUAAGAUUACGCAAAAGAUUAUUAAUGAAACCUUAAUGAUUUGAGGAAAAAUGUAAAUUUUCAUAUUGGCAUGUAAAUACACAUUUCAAUAGUUUCAGAAAGAAAGGUUUAUAGAUAGUAAGAAAGAAAUUUGGUGGUCAAUAAACUGAUAUAAAGGAAUGAAGGAUGCAGCACUCUCAUCAAUAUGUGAUCCCUAAAUGAGGUGUAGGGUUGCAAAAUUCCUGGAAUUUUCAAGAUUGGAAAAUUGCCAUGGGAAUUAACAUCAAUAUAUGAGAAUAAAAUAGGAAUUUAGAGAACUCACAUGUAGUUGAAAAACAAGAAUAAUCUUGGUUUAAACAAAGUUUUAAUUCUUGAAUCCUGCACACAAAAUAAUGUAAAAAAAAAUUCCACUUUGGGGAGUAUUCACAAAUGACAGAUUUGUUUAAAACUUCCUUGUGCCGUGUGUAAGCUAUUGUGCAACAAAAUUAUUUGUUGCACAAUAGUCGAAAAUGUAAUUUAUUGACUCUGUAUCCGCUUUUUUUUUGCAUGUCAGCUUAUGACCAAACAAAAAUGUUUGUAUAUAAUACAUUAUAUAUAUACACAAUUUCUAAUUAAUUCCCAAAAACAUCUGUAACUUCCCAUAAUUUUCUGGUAAGUUUCCAACAUGGAAUAUUUCCAAAAUUUCCCAGAUAAAAUCUGGUAAAUCUCUUAAAACCUGGUUUCAUCAAGAAUUUACACUUGACCAGCAUUUUUGUACAGAAUUUUCUCUGUUUGAACAGCUCACUUCUGGGUCCACCCAGAACCUGUUGUGUUUGUUGUAUUUCAUGCAGCUACAUUGUUAAUUUAUACUUAUUUUGCAUUUUAUCUUUUUACUAUACAGAAUUACUACAGUGUUGGAAUAUAUAGAGACUUGUGCAUGAUAAAGCUGUUAAAC
Silurus meridionalis is the source of this 2348-nucleotide messenger RNA. It is a transcript of the gene prph2b, whose product is annotated as peripherin 2b (retinal degeneration, slow). The transcript has 3 exons. Gene Ontology annotation, cellular component: membrane. The record is from RefSeq and is a predicted model, not a curated record. Gene Ontology annotation, biological process: visual perception. Lineage: Eukaryota; Metazoa; Chordata; Actinopteri; Siluriformes; Siluridae. Bases 318 to 1343 code for a protein of 341 amino acids.